AUGUCUCAAAGCCUCCGCAUCGUUUUCGCGGCCGAUGAGGCUGGCGCUCCCUACAAGGAGACCCUCAAGGCCCUCCUCCAGAAAAACCCCAAUGUCAGCGAGGUUCUCGACGUCGGUGUCAACUCCACCGAGGACAAGACUGCCUACCCUCACCCUGCCGUCGAGGGCGCGAAGCUCAUCGCCGAGGGCAAGGCUGACCGUGGUCUCUUUAUCUGCGGUACCGGUCUCGGUGUUGCCAUCUCCGCCAACAAGGUUCCUGGCAUCCGUGCCGUUACUGCUCACGAUUCCUUCUCCGUCGAGCGUGCCAUCCUCAGCAACGACGCCCAGGUCCUGUGCUUCGGCCAGCGCGUUAUUGGCCUCGAGCUCGCCAAGCGCCUUGCCAGCGAGUGGGUGACCUACAAGUUCGACCCCAACAGCUCUUCUGCCCCCAAGGUCCAGGCCAUCAAAGACUACGAGGCCAAGUUCGCUUCCCAGCAGUAG
Messenger RNA from Aspergillus calidoustus, 480 nucleotides. The record is from the annotation of a GenBank genome assembly. Lineage: Eukaryota; Fungi; Ascomycota; Eurotiomycetes; Eurotiales; Aspergillaceae.